AUGACGCCCCUCGCCCGCCUCGCCGCGCUGCUCGCCGCGCUCGCGCCCCUGGCAGCGGCGGCGCCGUCUCCGCAUCCGUCCCCGGCCGACGCCGACGCCGAGGCGCCGCCGCGAUGGUCCGACAUCAAGUUCUCGGGCAGCGGCUGCCCGCAGGGCCACGCGCCCAAGCUGACGUCCGAGGACGGCAGCAACAGCCUCGAGGCGCCCAUCACGCUGACCUUUGACGGGCGCUUCCGGGCCUCGACGGCGCCCGACAAGACCAGCCGCAUGUCGGCGUGCCAGGUCCACAUCUCGACGCGCGGCAGCGGCUCCAAGGGCUGGCAGCUCGCGCUGUCCGACGUCUGGGCCGAGGGCAAGGGCAGCCUGGCCCCCAAGGCGUCGCUCGAGUACUACAGCACCGUCUUCUUCUCGGCCGACGCGGAGAAAACCCAAACUCUCGAUGGUGUCCUCACGAACACCAAGGACUCGUCCAUUAGCGUGCCGCUCGAGGUGCACUCGAGCCCGGGUGACAAGGGCCUAUGGAGUGCGUGCUCCAGCGAUGGCCACAUCGCCAACGUCAUCUUCAGGAUCGUUCUGCCAGACAAGGGGACCAGCAACUUUGAGGUCUCGUCGGAGAAGCUUGCGUUCAAGUGGAGGCGUUGCUAG
Messenger RNA from Gaeumannomyces tritici R3-111a-1, 645 nucleotides. RefSeq lists its product as hypothetical. The record is from RefSeq and is a predicted model, not a curated record. NCBI's taxonomy places the organism in Eukaryota, Fungi, Ascomycota, Sordariomycetes, Magnaporthales, Magnaporthaceae. The transcript is spliced from 2 exons. The coding region runs from base 1 to 645 and encodes 214 amino acids.